Acanthosepion pharaonis is the source of this 2220-nucleotide messenger RNA. The record is from the annotation of a GenBank genome assembly. Lineage: Eukaryota; Metazoa; Mollusca; Cephalopoda; Sepiida; Sepiidae.
AUGUGCGUACACGAGGGAAGGGCUGAACGAGGAUCUUCAUUAAAAGCGCAUGCAGCCGAGACGUUUAUAAGAUGGAAGCAUGAAAAGACUAUCAUCGCCACCACCUCCGCGCUUAUUCCUUUCCGCCGCCUCUGUUUCGUCUCUUCUACGCCAACUGCAAUUUGUUGUCAAAAAGAUCUGGCAUCCUUCUCUUUAUUUUUCCCUAUUUUCUUUUUUCUUUCUUUCCUUCUUCUUUUCUUUCUUUCUUCUUUUUUCUUUCUUUCUUCUGCAUUUUCUACCUUUCACUUCAUUCAUUUUUUGCUUUUCAGUUUUUUUUUAUUUCUUUUCUUUCUUUCUUUCUUUUUUUUUAUUUAUUUUUCAAAUUUCUCUAUAUCCCUAAAGCGUCCUUUUUUUUUCUUCCUUAUUUUUUUAUUUUCCUUAUUUUCUUUUUUUCUUUCUUUGCUUCUUCCGUUUUUUUUUUUUUGCUCUUCUUUCUUCUUUCCUUUCUUUAUUUUCUUUAUUUUGUUUUUAAGUUCUUUUCUUUCUUUCUUUCUUUCUUUCUUUCUUUCUUUUCUUUCUUUCUUUCUUUCUUUCUACCUCUUUAUCUGUCUUAAGCGUACUUCAUUCAUUAUUUUUUUUUUCAGUUUUUUUUUUCUCUUUUUUCUUUCUUUCUUUCUUUCUUUCUUUUUUUAUUCAUUUUUCAAAUUUCUCUAUAUCCCUAAAGCGUCCUUCUCUUUUUUUCUUCCUUAUUUUUUUAUGCUUUCAUACGUCUUUCCUUCUUUCUUUCUUUCUUUCUUUGCUUCUUCCGUUUUUUUUUUUUGCUCUUCUCUUUCUCCCUCAGACGUCCUUCUCUUUAUUCUUCUUUAUUUUGUUUUUAAGUUCUUUUUCUUUCUUUCUUUCUUUCUUUCUUUCUUUCUUUCUUUCUUUCUUUCUUUCGCACGCUUCUUUAUCUGUCUUAAGCGUACUUCAUUCAUUGUUUUUUCGUUUUCAGUUUUCUCUUUCUCAUUUCUUUUUCUUUCUUUCUUUUUCUUUCUUUCUUUCUUUUUUUUAUUCAUUUUUCAAAUUUCUAUAUCCCUAAAGCGUCCUUCUUUUUUUUUCUUCCUUAUUUUUUAUGCUUUCAUACGUCUUUCCUUCUUUCUUUCUUUCUUUCUUUCUUUUUCCUUUCUUUUUUUUUUUUUGCUCUUCUCUUUUCUCCUCAGACGUCCUUCUCUUUAUUCUUCUUUAUUUUGUUUUUUAAGUUCUUUUUUUCUUUCUUUCUUUCUUUUUUCUUUCUUUUCUUUCUUUCUUUCUUUUCUUUCUUUCUUUUUCUUUUCUGUCUUAAGCGUACUUCAUUCAUUGUUUUUCGUUUUCUUUUGUCUUUCUCAUUUCUUUCAUUUUUUUUUUUUUUUUUCAUUUUCAAAUUUCUCUUUUAAAGCGUCCUUUCUUUUUUUUCUUCUUAUUUUUUUUUGCUUUUGUCUUUCCUUCUUUCUUUUCUUUGCUUUUCCUUUUUUUCUUUCUUUCUUUCUUUCUUUCUUUAUUUCUUUCUUUCUUUGGCUUCUUUAUCCUAAAUUGUUUUUUCGUUUUCAGUUUUUCUCUUUUCAUUUUUUGUUUCUUUCUUUCUUUCUUUUUUUAUUUUUCUUUUUUCUACCUUCUUUCUUUAUUCUUUCUUUCUUUCUUUCUUUCUUUCUUUCUUUCUUUAUUUCGCAAGCUUCUCUACCUCUCUCAAGCGUACUUCAUUCAUUGUUUUUCGUUUUCAGUUUUCUCUUUCAUAUUUCUUUCUUUUUUCUUUCUUUCCUUCUUUAUUUUUCACUUUUCUCUAUCUCCCUAAAGCGUCCUUUUUUUUAUUUAUUCUUCCUUAUUUUCUUUUUAUGCAUUAACAUUUCUUCCUUUCUUUUUUUCUUUCUUUCUUUCUUUUCUUUUCUUUCUUUCAUUUACCCUUUCAUUUUCUUUCUUUCAUUUCUUCAUUACCCUCUACAUUCAUAUAUUUUUUCUUUUUUCAUUUUUCCUCUAAAACUUUUGGCUUCUGGUCCUGUUUUCAUUCAUUCAUUAUUUUUCAUCUUUGUUUUUCAUUCUCUUAUGUUUUCUUUUAAAUUUUUCCCUUUCUAUCUUUUUAUUAACUCCCAUGGUUUUUCUUUCCUUCUAUUUUUUCUUUCUGUCAUUUCCAGCUUUCUAUCUCAUUAUUUUUUAUAUUACUAUUACCACCGUUUCUUUUAUCUGGCGCAACAUCGGUCGGGCGCAGUACGGCACCUCUCACUAAAAUAG